AUGCGGCGACCGCGGGCAGCUGCCCAACCGAAAGGGCAGGAGGAAAGUACAUCUCUCUUUCCCUCUCUCCUCCGGGCGGCCUCUAUCCUCGCCUCGCUCGCCCCUCUACCUGGGGCGACGGCGGCACAUGUCUCCACCGACCAGUUGCGUAAAAGCCUGGGUACGUUUGAGAAGGAACUCGGUGGAUGGGCGACGGUCUUUAGCGGCGAAGAGCUGGGAGAGGAUGACUUGCCUUCUGCUUUCACGGGGCUGAGUGUGGGGGACGGCAAGAGAAAGGGAAAGAAGAAGAAACAUGUUGAGGAAGAUAGUGUUGUGGCAAAAGAGGAGGCGAGUGAUCCUGCAGAGUGGACGGCGCUGUACAGGGAGGUCAUUAUGCGUGGAUUAUGGGUCAUCGAGCAGCUUCAGGCGGGGUUAGUGCUUGACCAGACGAGGGCUGCGGUCGAGGGGAAGGAAGAUAAAGAAAAGAAGGACGUGAAAGGCAAAGGAAGAGAAGUUGAGCCUCAGAAACCGCUCGUACUGGGGACGAAAGACAUGCAACAUAUUCGCACAUUGCUCACUCUUAUUUUUCAACAUCUUACAAAACUGCUCUCUGACAGACUCGCACUUGCCGCACCUGAUACGACCUCCAUCACCAGAACGUCAACGACACCAACGUCAGUGUCGACAGUGGCAACACCCUCGCCCGCAUCCCCUGUCACCCCUUCGCAGGCCUCCUCCCCAAAUACCAACGGCCUGCGAUUUUACCCACCCCCAGCGCCCGUUCUCCGGUUACUCCACCGUCUCUUCAGCUUAAUAUAUACCGAGCUACCGCAGCCUCCGCCCAAACCGCUCUCCUGGGACGCCCAGAUCCUCGCUCGUACUGCCCUCCCCCUCCCUGCACCUACGUAUCGUCCCCAGCAUACUCAUAUCAGCAAUAUCAUUUUUAACAGGAAUAGUGGGGCGCUGCUAGCGGCUUGCGUUGUGUUGGGAUGGGCGCCACAGGAGGCGGGAAUCUUCCCUGGAGAGGGGAAGCAGGGGGAGGAAGAGCAGGAGGUACUGAGGGAAUGGACCAGAAGAUUGCUUUACACGAUACCCACAUCACAAGGACUUGUCAUCCUCGGACUGCUACAUUCUGCCUCCCCCCUCCCUAACCAGCUUCUCCCAUCCUACGCCCUGCUGCAACUCAAAGACUUCCUCUGCGCUCUCAUCCUCCGCCCCGACGGACCCAGGGCACUAAUGGACGUCGUCCUGGGCGAGAAAGGGCCUCAGACAAUAGACAGCAGCACCGCGACCAAGUUGGAUCACGUCUCUCUCACCCUGAGUGCCGUGCCUCGCCAGUUCACACCACGAUCAUACUACUGCAUCCUUCUCCCCCGGCUUAUGCUGCUUAUCCGUCCUCCGCCUGGCUGUGAACUUCCUGCUCCUGUCCCUACGAGUCACGUACGCGCCGCAGCGGGAACGAUAGCGCGUAUGAUCCGCCAGCAGCGGGGAAUAUGCAUGACCCUCCUAGCGAGGAACGUCCUUGCGCCUUUCUUCCCCCCUACACACGCGUACUCGAAGGACUGGCCCGCCCAUCUCCCUAGACCCCAGGCACUGCAUGCCCUCCAGGCGCUCUCCAUCCUCUUGGCUAACGUUGACCCCAGCCCCGUGCUAUGGUCCGUCCUGCUUGGGGAGAUCCUGCCCCCUCUGUGGGGGUUAUACGAGUUCCUUAGCACGCAGCCCACGGCCGACCCGGUGCUGCGAGAACUUGCCCAGGGGUUGAUAGAGGGCUGGGCGAGGCUGGUGGGGGACGACGUUGCAGUUUCGGGCUGGAUAGGGAUUGUACAGUGCUGGAAAGGGUGGGGGUACGGCGAAGGCGGGAAAUGGGAGUGGGCACUUGGGCCUGAAGGACCUUUUGUGCGCGCUUUGGAGGGAAAGGAGGAGGACGUCAACGUGCUCCAGGUGCAUCCGGAUCCGCUAACGGUCGUAGCGGUGCUGAAGAAGGUAGCGAGGAAAGAGGUGAACGCAGAGUUGUUCGUGAAGAUGCUAGACUUGUACGGGGAGGAACACGGGAAGAAUGGGGAUACUGCCGAUUCAAUGCUUUACUUGCAGUAUGUGCUCGCUAUGGCCGACUCGUUGGGGCAUAUGAUCCUCUCCAAGCCGGAACAUGUGCUGUCCUUCAUCCUCCAUGCCUUGGAGUCGACCGUCAAGCCCGUUAUAGAGUCUAAGGAGACGUUGGGGAGCGGGAGCUCUCCUUGGAAGGUCGUGGGGGAUAGCGAUGAUGAGGAUGCGGGUCAGGACGAGGGGGACGGGGAAGAUGACGGGGGAGAUACGAUGGCUCGGACAGCAGUAACCCUGCUAUUGGCUGUUCUAGAAGCGAAAGAGUCCUUCCCCCCGUUUGCCCUUCCCAUGCUCAACAGCAUCUACCAGCACCUCGACACGCUCUCCUCCCACCCCACCCUCUCCCAAUCCGCCAGAGAAGCGCGACUCGUCCUCGCCGCCCGGCGGGCGGGAGCCAUGCGCCCCCAAGCCAAGGAGGAGGACGAAGUGCGGGAAAAGGCACUAGAGAAGUAUCAGGAAGCGCUCCGCCUCGUACAGGACCAGCUGCUCCCCGUGCGCGCACAUGGACUCACCCUCCUCCGCCAGCUCGUGACGCCCACACAACCCACAGCCCCGGAAGAGCUCGCGCUCGACCCUGCCCUCAUCCCGGGGAUACUGGACGUCUUCCUCCUCUCGGUACAGGACGAGGACAGCUAUGUGUACCUGAACGCUGUCCAUGGGCUGAGCGCGAUGCUCCAGGGCCCUGCUGAGGGCAAGUAUGAGAUGGGCAGGUUGGUGCUGCGCAGAUUGGUGGAGCUUUAUGUGCUGGGGUUGGGGUUGGGGUUGGGGUUGGAGAGCGGGAGGAUGAGCAUGAGCACGGCCGAGGUGGACAAGAGACUCAGGAUUGGAGAGGCUAUCUCGCAGGGUGUGGCUGCCCUUGGCCCCGGAGUGGGGAAAUACGUCGAACUCAUCGAACCCUCCAUGCUGCUCGUCACGCGUACCCCUGCGUACCCUACAGUCCUCCGAGGAAGCUCCCUUUCCAUCCUCUCGCAAUGCGUGACCAGCGCACCCCUCUCCCUUCUCCCCUUCUACCCCGACCUCCUCUCCUGCCUCCUUGACCUCCUUUCCCUGGAAACAGUCGCCCAAGGAUCCAAAGCCGCGAAGGACGGAGAAGCCCAAGCGCUCAAACGACAGAGAGAGGAUGGGAAGCUGCCCGAUCCCUCUGACCUAGAUCCAGCUGCUCAGGACCCAAAGCUCCCAGCAUUCCGCCGCUCGGCUGCGUACUUGCUCGUCACUCUCCUGCGCCAGGCCGCCGAAGGAGGGUUUGUCGAUAACGUACUGGAUAUGGAGGGAAGGAAAAGGGUGGUAGGCGUGCUCAGGUGGGUGGGGGACGUGGAUGUCGAUAUCCAAAUGAGGGGAAAGGCGAAGGAGGGACUGGGGAUCAUGGAUGGAGUCGUGAGGUCCAAACUUGGGCUAGCUGGGUAG
Dacryopinax primogenitus is the source of this 3483-nucleotide messenger RNA. RefSeq lists its product as uncharacterized. The record is from RefSeq and is a predicted model, not a curated record. Gene Ontology annotation, biological process: protein secretion. The transcript is spliced from 6 exons. NCBI's taxonomy places the organism in Eukaryota, Fungi, Basidiomycota, Dacrymycetes, Dacrymycetales, Dacrymycetaceae. The coding region runs from base 1 to 3483 and encodes 1160 amino acids.